CCUCAGGACCCAGAUGCAGGGCGUUUCCCUCUUAGGCUGGCGCUUGACUCCUUGCCUGCAUCUAGCUUGGCGCAAAGGGACACACAUUCUCUGAAAGUGUGGGUGAGACAUAACAGCACCGUUGGUCCUCAAGGCAGAUGGCUCUUCUUCAGGCUAAUAAAGAUGUCAUCUCCACAGGAAUAAAGCAAUUCAAUGCUCUGCUGAAUCAGCAGGUCUUCAGUGAACCCCAUGUCUCCGAAGAAGCCAUGAUGACUAUAGUGGAUGACUGGGUGAACUUGUACAUCACCUAUUAUAGGCAGCAGAUGACGGGAACCCAGGAAGAGCGGGACAGGGCUCUGGAGGAACUUCGGCAAGAGCUGAACACGCUGUCUGUUCCUUUCCUGGACAAAUAUAGGGCCUUCCUGAAGUCCUUGUGAGCACCCAAAUCACCCACUACUUUCUCCUAGUCCGGAGACCGAGGCCUGCCUGUCUAUGAAACCCUUAAUUCCUGCCUCUGUACUCAAGUCGGCUCUGCUCUUCGGCGUUACUCUACCUUGACAUCUCAAUAAAAACCAACACUGGUUUUGCUGGUCUC
Molecule: messenger RNA, 574 nt
Organism: Molossus molossus (Pallas's mastiff bat)
Lineage: Eukaryota; Metazoa; Chordata; Mammalia; Chiroptera; Molossidae
Gene: AHSP
Product: alpha hemoglobin stabilizing protein
Exons: 3
Coding region: 138-416 (92 amino acids)
Biological process (GO): protein folding; erythrocyte differentiation; protein stabilization
Cellular component (GO): cytoplasm
Molecular function (GO): hemoglobin binding
Source: RefSeq, a predicted model, not a curated record